AUUUGUUCAUUUUCUUUGUCUACAAGUUUAUACGAAAAAUUGUACGAAGUGAGAAAAGUGUAAUAUUCAAAUAUGCCAGCAGUGGGGAUUGAUUUGGGGACUACAUAUUCAUGCGUGGGUGUAUGGCAACACGGGAGCGUCGAUAUCAUAGCGAAUGACCAAGGAAAUCGUACAACACCGUCCUAUGUUGCUUUUACCGACACUGAACGCUUGAUUGGAGACGCUGCAAAGAAUCAGGUAGCUUUAAAUCCUAGUAACACUAUUUUCGAUGCUAAACGCUUGAUAGGACGCAAGUACGAUGACCCUAAGAUCCAACAAGAUUUAAAACAUUGGCCGUUCAAAGUCGUUAACGAAGGUGGGAAGCCAAAAAUCCGAGUAGAAUACAAAGGAAUGAUUAAAACUUUCGCUCCAGAAGAAAUAAGUAGCAUGGUGCUGAUAAAGAUGAAGGAGAUCGCAGAAGCGUACCUCGGAACCAAAGUUCGUGAUGCUGUAAUCACGGUUCCUGCUUAUUUCAACGAUUCUCAAAGGCAAGCGACUAAAGAUGCAGGAGCCAUCGCUGGGUUGAAUGUUCUGCGCAUUAUAAACGAACCUACAGCCGCUGCCUUAGCUUACGGACUUGACAAAAACUUGAAAGGAGAGCGGAAUGUCUUGAUCUUUGAUCUAGGCGGUGGUACAUUUGAUGUAUCUAUCCUUACUAUCGAUGAAGGAUCUAUCUUCGAAGUAAAGGCUACAGCUGGAGACACACAUCUGGGUGGUGAAGAUUUUGAUAAUAGACUGGUGACUUUCUUGGCUGAAGAGUUUAAACGCAAACAUAAGAAAGAUCUUAGGAGUAAUCCCAAGUCUCUACGUCGAUUGAGAACAGCUGCAGAGAGGGCUAAGCGAACUUUGUCAUCAAGCACUGAAGCUACUCUUGAAAUUGACGCUCUAUAUGAAGGCAUUGACUUCUAUAGUCGCAUAUCACGUGCUCGUUUCGAAGAGCUCAAUUCAGAUCUCUUCAGAGUAACCUUAGAACCUGUGGAGAAAGCCCUUAAAGACGCUAAGUUGGAUAAAAACUCAAUUCACGAUAUUGUUCUGGUGGGUGGUUCGACCCGUAUUCCAAAAGUUCAGAAUUUGCUUCAGAAUUUCUUCAACGGAAAAAAAUUAAAUCUUUCGAUUAAUCCUGACGAGGCCGUUGCAUACGGAGCCGCUGUUCAAGCUGCCAUAUUGUCUGGAGACAAAGAUUCUAAAAUACAAUCUGUCCUACUUGUCGAUGUUACGCCUUUGUCUUUAGGCAUAGAAACAGCAGGAGGCGUGAUGACCAAAAUCGUCGAACGGAAUGCUAAAAUCCCUUGCACCCACUCCCAAACCUUCACGACGUACAGUGACAACCAACCAGCGGUAACUAUUCAAGUUUACGAAGGGGAAAGAGCGAUGACUAAAGAUAAUAAUCUGUUAGGAAUUUUUGAUUUGACUGGUAUACCACCCGCUCCUAGAGGUAUACCACAAAUUGAUGUCAGUUUUGAUAUUGACGCGAACGGGAUACUCAAUGCGACAGCUAAAGAAAACAGCACUGGUAAAAGCAAGAAUAUUGUUAUAAAGAAUGAUAAAGGAAGACUGUCACAAGCUGACAUAGACAGAAUGUUAUCUGAUGCUGAGAAAUAUAAAGAAGAAGAUGAUAUGCAAAGAGAGAGAGUAUCAGCUAGGAAUAAGCUUGAGACGUAUGUUUUUGGAGUUAAACAGGCUUUAGACGAAAGUGGCGGUAAACUGAGUGAAAACGAAUGUUCUAUGGGUAAACGUAAAUGUGAAGAAACGUUGCGUUGGUUAGAUGGUAACAGUUUAGCUGAAAAAUGUGAAUAUGAAGACAAAUUCCAGGAAAUUAACAAAGUUUGUGCUCCAUUGAUGAAGAAACUCCAUGUCGGAUCUGGUUCACGCGCAGAAAAGGACGGUCCUGUCAUAGAAGAGGUAGAGUAGUUUUGUUUAAACGUAGUAGCUGUUGUUGUUUUAGUUAAUAGUUGUUGUUUUCAGUUUCCUAAAUAAAUUUGUUUUUUCUUGUUGUUUUACUUUAGAUUGUCUCGACAAAGGGUCUAAAAUAAAUAG
Molecule: messenger RNA, 2076 nt
Organism: Hyposmocoma kahamanoa
Lineage: Eukaryota; Metazoa; Arthropoda; Insecta; Lepidoptera; Cosmopterigidae
Product: heat shock protein 68-like
Exons: 1
Coding region: 73-1950 (625 amino acids)
Biological process (GO): cellular response to unfolded protein; protein refolding
Cellular component (GO): cytoplasm
Molecular function (GO): ATP hydrolysis activity; ATP-dependent protein folding chaperone; ATP binding
Source: RefSeq, a predicted model, not a curated record